Scleropages formosus (Asian bonytongue) is the source of this 1609-nucleotide messenger RNA. RefSeq names its product regucalcin (gene rgn). Lineage: Eukaryota; Metazoa; Chordata; Actinopteri; Osteoglossiformes; Osteoglossidae. Gene Ontology annotation, biological process: L-ascorbic acid biosynthetic process. Gene Ontology annotation, molecular function: enzyme regulator activity; gluconolactonase activity; calcium ion binding. The transcript has 7 exons. The record is from RefSeq and is a predicted model, not a curated record. Bases 203 to 1102 code for a protein of 299 amino acids.
GCGCGUUUGACAGCGCAGCGCAGCGCAGCGCAGCGCGCCGCUGUUGUUCUCCCGAGAGCCGCUAGGGGCGCUAUGUGCACCGCGCACUCUGGACAUACCGCCCGAGAUUCCCAGUUAAACUUUUACUUUUCGAGCAGGGCGAGUAAACUUCGUUUCCUCUGGUGGUUCACCCGUUGCAGCGCUCUCGGGAAAAGAGAUCAUCAUGUCCUCCGUCAAGCUGGAGUGCGUGGUGAGGGAGAGGAACCAGAUUGGGGAGAGUCCCGUGUGGGAGGAGAAGGAGGGCACUCUGCUCUUUGUAGACAUCUUUGGACCAAGGGUGAGCAGGUGGAACCCGGUGACCAAUGAGACACGGAGCCUGGCCACAGAGAUGUUUGUGGGCGCUGUGGUGCCGCGGAGGUGCGGCGGCUACGUCAUUGCGGAGGGAACCCGCUUUUCCGCCGUCGACUGGGAGAAACAAACCAUCGCGCCUCUUGCUCAUAUCGAUCAGAACAAGGACAAGAUCCGCUUAAAUGAUGGCAAAGUGGACCCCGCUGGCAGGUUUUUCGCAGGGACCAUGAGCAUCGAGAUCAAGCCUGGAGUGCAGGACAUGAAGGAAGGCGCUCUGUUCAUGCUCCAGCCCGACCACACCGUGGUGAAGCACUUUGACCAGGUGCACCUAUCCAACGGCCUCGACUGGUCUCUGGACCACCGGACUUUCUACUACAUCGACAGCUUCUCGUACAAAGUGCAGGCCUUUGACUACGACAUCGUGUCGGGGAGCGUCCGUAACGGGCGCGUGCUGUACGCCUUGGAGAAGGACGAAGGCAUCCCUGACGGCAUGUGCAUCGACACGGAGGGCAAACUCUGGGUCGCCUGUUUUGACGGCGGCCGCGUGAUCCGCAUUGACCCCCAGACGGGUACAAGGAUCCAGACGGUCAAACUGCCGGUAGACAAGGUGACGUCCUGCUGCUUUGGGGGGAAGGAUUACUCUGACCUCUAUGUGACCACGGCCUCGUACGGCAUGGACGACCAAGCGAUUGCCAGACAGCCUGAAGCCGGAUACAUAUUUAAGGUUACUGGCCUGGGAGUGAAAGGAAUUCCACCAAAUUCAUUUGCAGGAUAGAAUUAGACUCAAGAGAGCAAAUAUCUAAAUCUUUAAAUACAGUGUAUUCAGGUUUUAAAAAAAAUUAAUUCUGUUGAUUUAGCUGAUACUUCUCCUUUUAAGGACGGUCGCACUGGAUAGUCAGACUAUUGAGGUUAAACCGCAGAUUAACUGGUUCGUGUGAAACGGAGCUCAUGUUAGCGGGUGAGGUCAUCUCGGGUGACCCAGGGUUGGCAUGCCGAUGAAAGGUGCGAGCUGCACCGAUGAUGAAAUGAUGGAUUAUUUAGAACCUGCCCGAACUGUUUGUAGAAGAUGAGUAAGCAUGUGUUGUGUACAAUGUGAUGUCAGGGCCAGGCGGCUCCCUGUCACACGCAGUCAGCGCGUGCACUGGCUAGCGCGCUGCGCACCGUCACUGCCUAAAUCUGUCACUCCACUCUACAUGUCUUAUAAUGAGGAUGAACCAUGUACUGCAAUGGGGCAAAAGUGCCGGUGACCUACAGUGUGAUGUUGAAAAAGAUUAAAGGCAAG